AUGAAUAUUAUAUUCCUAAAGGUUCUCAUGAAUUUGGGUUACAUAUUACAAAACAUGGAGAAAAUUAAGAUUGGAUCUAAACUAAUGGCAACACCUAAUGAAUGGAGUUUCAUGCAUCAUAGUACAAGGCAAAAUUGUGUCAAUUCAAUUGUUAAAGAUAUAAUUGUUGGUUAGAAUAAUCUUUAUGCUAAUGAUGAUUGUAAUGAUAAAUUUGGAAACGCGGUAAAAGUAAAAAUAGAAUUUAUUUUCAAAUGA
Messenger RNA from Paramecium pentaurelia, 255 nucleotides. The record is from the annotation of a GenBank genome assembly. NCBI's taxonomy places the organism in Eukaryota, Ciliophora, Oligohymenophorea, Peniculida, Parameciidae.